CUGCUGACAGCAAUCGCUUUGCUGCUUUCUGUCUGGCCCUGUGGAGGAUGGCUUCGACUUGACGGAGAUACGGCAACCCAUCGACGCUACGCCAGGCAAUACGAGGCCCCGGAGAUCAGUAUGCGUGCAGUCUCGCCCCACUGGAUCAACAUCCAGUGCACAAUUCCUCGGAGUUCCUCGGGCUUCAAGGUGUUCAUCAUCUGUCCCGCUCUCGACGCACCCUGCUACGAGAACUGCCAACCGACGCAGACCUGUCCAGACACCAGCGUCGCCACCUCCAAGUGCCUCCCCGACAGAAGUGCGGUAAAUUGCUCCCAGGUCGUGGAGACCGAUGGCAGGACGGUGGUGGACCUGUGGAUCGAUAAACGCAACAGUCGGCUCCACGGACCUUGGGUUUGUUCAAGCCUGGGAGUCAAAAGCAGCGUGGUCAAUGUGAGUAUCGUUUCCACGAACAUUGUGUUGUCGGAAUCUAAGGAUGCGCAAGCCUUACCGCCACCUCUACCUCCACCACCACCGCCGCCCCCACAACCACCACAACAGGCGACCCCCAACACCACCGAGGCAACUCCACUGGAGGACCUGAAAGGAACCUUUCCACAAGCCGAUGAAGGCGAAAAGCCUUCGUAUUACGCCUUUGCGUCACGGCGACGGAAGUACAAUGAAGAUCAGAAGACCCUGGGUGACAUGAUAUGCUUGCCUACCAACAUGAGUCGAACUCAUUCUGGCCUCUGGGAGCACGAUGUCUACCCAAGUAAUGCAGGUGACGCCUUGCACAAUUCCGCCUGCUUCGACGAGCCCUCGUCGAACUUCCAGCGUUUUGGAACGUUCGGUCCAAACACCUUUUACUUCGACCAGCCCCAGCAACAAGUCCCAACAACGUUCACCGAUCUGGCCUUUCCCCAGUACUUCAGCACAAUGCAGCCCAAUCAGCUGUGGCGGACGCGCAGUGCCGCUGCGACCGUUUUCCCCAGCACCUUUUCCGCAGCCACCGGACGCCGAAGCCGUCUGCGCAGCGGCACCGGCUCUCUCCACCACGUGCCCUCCCAACGCACCCCGCUAAUCGAUAAUUCACCACUACCCCCACCCCCACCUCCCCCCGCUCUGCCGAUCCCGACGCCUCAAACUAGCAAGGAACCGCGACGAUUCCCCCGGAUCACAAUGAGCCCCACGCCUCCAGCCGCCACAGUCUACGACGACGUGGCGAGCAGCUCCACCAUCACGGUGAUUUCACGGGACGGUCGGAAACCAGCCACGCAGAUGGCACCGCAGUUGCCCAGCAUGGCGGAGUUCGACUUGGCACCGAAGACACCAAAUACUACCUCCAUUUACACUGCACAUACCGCCAACCCUUAUAGGAGCCAGAUGGAGACCUUCCGUUCGGAGUCUUCGGAAAUGCGGGGUGUGGACAAUGAUGCGGACAUUUUGAAUCACUAA
Messenger RNA from Mesocestoides corti, 1434 nucleotides. The record is from the annotation of a GenBank genome assembly. Lineage: Eukaryota; Metazoa; Platyhelminthes; Cestoda; Cyclophyllidea; Mesocestoididae.